AAUCCAAAGAAGAAGGCGCCGAUACGUCCAACUCGCCUUUCAUUUGGGCGGCGGAGAAAGCCACCGGAGCUUCAUUGGAGAAACUCUGCAUCGACGAGAUACUGCAGAAGUAUUGCGGCGAGUUCGGGCGAUGGCAACUGAGGCACUUCGUGCUCACCAGUCUGGCGUGGGCCUUGGAAGCCUUCCAUACGAUGGUCAUGAUUUUCGCCGAUCGCGAACCAGAGUGGCGGUGCCUUGACGGCGCGGCCGAUUGGGAAUGCGACCCGAGCGCCAAAAGCGUGUGCGGGUUCGAACCGGGUUCGUGGGAGUGGAUGGGGGACUCAACCGUUGUGGAGUGGGGGUUGUUUUGCGCGGGUAAGUUUAAGGUCGGGCUGGUUCAGGCCGUCUUCUUCGGCGGCUGUAUGAUCGGAAAGAGCAGCAAAAGGCCAUGUCAUAACACAACCCGCCAAUUUGUACGCUACGACAAGCUGUUCUGGUGAAGCACUGUCGC
This is a messenger RNA of Vigna umbellata (rice bean), 490 nucleotides long. The record is from RefSeq and is a predicted model, not a curated record. NCBI's taxonomy places the organism in Eukaryota, Viridiplantae, Streptophyta, Magnoliopsida, Fabales, Fabaceae.